AUGGACGACGGUCCCGCGCCCAAGCUGUCGGAGCUGCUGCGGCACCCGGACGACCUCGACAAGAUACCCGCCCUCAAGCUCGAGUUCUCACGCAAAAAGGGCGCCGUCGACGGCCAACUGCGCCGCGGCCUGCGCGAUCAGCUCGAGACGACCCAGGCCGGCAUGACGGGCCUCGGUGACGGCCAAAAGACGGUCCAGGCUAUUAAAGACGAGAUGAUCAACAUCGACCGCCUCUGCUCAGAGUCCCAGACCAUGAUCCACGAUUUUGCCAGCAUAAACCUCGUCUCCCAAGCCCACCGCAACUUUGGCGCCGUCGAGACCAUGCGUCGCAACCUCGAGGCUUUUAACCAGCGCCUCUCCCACGUCGACGACAUGCUGCGCCAGGACGACGACGACAAGGAAAACAUGCCCAAUCUGCUGCCCUGCCACUACGAGCUCACCCAGCUGCGCAACAUCCGUGACGACGCCAUGGAGCAGAUACACCGCGCCGAAGACCCGGGCCUCGAGUCCACCCUCGAGGACUACUUUGCCCGCCUCGACGAUACCAUCGACUGGUUCGACGAGCACGUCGGCAUCCUCGCCAUGAACCUAAUCAGCCUCGUUGUAAACGACAACAACGGCCUCGUCGUCCGCUUUGCCGUCGUCAUGGAGGCAGAGGAGCGCAGCGACGCCCGCGUCCUCGCACUGCAGGAGGCUCUCAAGGACCACGAGGAAAUGGCCGCCCGCUUCCAGGGCAUCACCGACGGCGCCAAAAAGGUGCGCGGCUACAAGGACAAGUUCCUCCAGGCCAUUCGCAUCAGCGCCGAGCAGCAGUUCGAGCAGGCCCGCGAGGACUUUCUCGACGACGCCUCGCGCCUCGACAAGAUCAUGAAGUGGUACUUCAACGACCUCAACGCCGUCAAGAUGGGCAUGACGCCUCUCAUGCCGCGCCGCUGGACCAUCGCCAAGACGUACGCCGACAUCUACCACGGCCUCAUGCACGACUUCCUCGUCGCCAUGGUGGCCGACCCGGAGGGCAGCUCGGCCCACACGCUCGAGAUUGCCGGCUUCCCCGAUAAGUACUACAAGAAAAUGGCCAAGAUGGGCUUCCGCGAGCAAGACCUCGCUCCCCACGUCAUCGACAACCGCGAGGCCGAGCUGGUCCGCGACUUCCGCCAGCUCAUCAUCAAGUUCCUCGACGAGUGGAUCGACCGCAUCUUUGAGCAGGAGAAGCGCGACUUUGCCGAGCGUAACGUCGAGGGCUCCAACCUCGACCAGGACGAGUACGGCUACUUCCGCACUCGCAACCUUGUUGCUCUGUGGCGCAUGCUGCGCGAGCAGGUUGACGCCGGCGCCAACUCGAAGCGCGCCGACGUGGUCGAGGGCGUCGUCGACGCCAUGUUCCUGCGCCUGCGCGGCCGCCAGCAGGCCUGGCAGCGCAUGCUCGAGGACGAGGCCCUGGCCUGCGAGUCGGCCGGCGCCGAGCUCGACGGCUUCCAGGCCCUGCAGGACUGGCUCGUGGCCACGGCAAACGACCAGAUUGCCUGCAUCGACGACAACGAGGACGAGGGCCGCCUCGGCUACCUGUCGAGCUUCCGGCAAAAGUUUGAGCCGCUCGUCACGGCGCCCUACCUCGAGGGCGCCGAUGAGGAGCUGGCGGCGCUGCGCGACGGCUACGUCGACUUUAGCACCUGGUGCAUCACAAAGUUUGCCCACCUCAUCUUCGUCGUCGACUUUGGCGCCGUCAUGCCCGACUUCUUCACGCCCCGCUGGUACGCCAACACGGCUAUGAAGCAGAUGGUGGUGACGUUUGACGAAUACGUCGGCGACUACCGCCAGGUGCUGCACCACUCGCUCGUCGACAUCUUCAUCGAGAUCUUCGCCGACGAGCUGCUCGUGCGCUACCUCGGCUCCGUCCGCAAUAAGGGCGCGCGCUUCCGCCGCGCUGACCCCUUCCGCGACAAGCUCUUCGACGACGUCUCGACGGCCUUUGACUUUUUCGGCGGCCUGCCCACCCAGGAUGUGGCUCAGGCCAUCAAGCAGACGUGGCGCGUCACCGAACCCUUCCUCAACCUCGUCUCGGCGGACCGCGACGCCAUCCCCGACGCAUUUGCCGCCUUCAAGGCCGCCUACUGGGACCUCUCCAUCGGCUGGGUCGAGGCUGUGCUGCGCGCCCGCGACGAUUUUGACCGCAGCAUGCUCAACGCCGUCAAAGCCAGGGCUGCAACCAUGGACGUUGUCCGCGGGCCCGAGACCAUCAUGGGCAAGGUCAAGUGA
Messenger RNA from Hirsutella rhossiliensis, 2256 nucleotides. Its product is annotated as exocyst complex component sec6 domain-containing protein. Gene Ontology annotation, molecular function: SNARE binding. The record is from RefSeq and is a predicted model, not a curated record. Lineage: Eukaryota; Fungi; Ascomycota; Sordariomycetes; Hypocreales; Ophiocordycipitaceae. Bases 1 to 2256 code for a protein of 751 amino acids. The transcript has a single exon. Gene Ontology annotation, biological process: exocytosis; exocyst localization. Gene Ontology annotation, cellular component: exocyst.